UGUUCAAAUAUUGAGCUGAUACAUUUAUAACAUUUAUGCGUUCAAAUUCACAAAUUUUCACUGACAAUCGAUCAGUUCAUUCUCACAUUACAUUCAUUAAAAUCCAUACAGCAAUUUACUGUCGUCGAACGUUUUCGUGCGUAACAAUGUCUAUUAAACGAAUUUUCUUGAAGUUGAAACAUAUUUUGUUUAAGUAUGUUUCAAUUGAGGAUUCGAAAAGUUCUUUCAAACGUGUGAAGACUACAAAAAGAUUUCCAAAAUUUCUUUUGGCGUUUGUGAUUGCAAUUACAUUAUUUGGUGCUUUCAUGCUUCAUUGGAAUAACAAUCCGAUAUUAGUUUCAAGACCAUUCAUAUAUAUUGAGCCUUUUAAUUCGUACUUCAGACAUGAACACAGUUCAGAAUUGAAAGAUUGGCAUGAUUACGCUUUCAUUGCAAUGGAAAGAAAUCGCACUGGACCUGGCGAACGUGGCACAGCAGUAAUUCUCACCAAAGAAGAAGAAGAACUCUCGAAACCAAUAAUUGAAGAACAUCAUCACAAUGGCUUCAUUAGUGACAAAAUAUCUCGUGAACGCUCAGUUCCAGACACACGUCCAGUGGAAUGUCAAUCAAGAAAAUAUCUCGCUGAUCUUCCAUCAACCAGUGUGAUAAUUCCAUUUUAUAACGAAAUUUUAAGCACUUUGACACGAACAAUUCAUAGUGUUUUUAAUCGAUCACCACCUGAGUUGUUAAAAGAAGUUAUCUUAGUGAAUGAUCAUAGUGACAAGGAUUAUUGUUAUGGACCCCUUGAAGAAUAUCUUCGAGAUCAUUUUGAUAUGAAGAAAAUAAAAAUCAUUGUGAUGCCGGUGAGGUCUGGUUUGAUUUGGGGUCGUUUAGCUGGUGCAAGAGCAGCUACUGGUGACGUACUCGUAUUUAUUGAUUGUCAUGUAGAAGCGAAUGUGAAUUGGCUUCCACCACUUAUUGAUCCAAUUGCUAGGAAUUAUCGAGCUGUUGUUUCUCCUAUUAUUGAAGCAAUAAGAGCGUUGACUUAUGAGUACAUAAGAAAAACGAGAGGUAGUCGUGGAGCAUUUAACUGGCAUUUUACGUACAUUUUCUUACCUUUGAGAGAACAAGAUAGAAUUGACCCAGCAGAACCUUACGAAACACCAAUUAUGUUGGGUGGAUUGUUUGCAAUAUCGGCGAAAUUCUUUUGGGAACUUGGCGGCUACGACACUGGACUCGAGAUUUGGGGAGGGGAACAAUAUGAAUUGAGUUUCAAGGUCUGGCUUUGCGGAGGGGUUCAAUACGACACGAAUUGUUCUCGCUUUGGGCACAUUUACCGUAGAAGACCUUUUUCUCAAAUCACUGAAAAAUCUUGGUAUGAUAGAAGAAAUAUCAAAAGAGUGAUAGAAACUUGGAUGGAUGAUUACAAACAAUAUGUUUACGAUCGAAACCCAGAAAAAUGGAAUAGCAUUGAUGCUGGCGAUUUGACUUAUGUUAAAGCUUUUAGAGAAAAACUUAACUGCAAGCCUUUUAAAUAUUUUCUCGAAGAAAUCGCUCCUGAUUUACUUGAACGAUAUCCAGCGAUUGAGCCUGAACCGUUUGCCUCCGGUAUGAUUAAAAGUGAAGCUUAUCCUAAUAUAUGUAUCGACACAUUAGGAGUGAAUGAAGGUGAAGCUGUUGGACUUUAUACUUGUAAAAACGACAAAUAUCGUCAAAGCUUCCAAUUGAGAGUUAAUCGAGAUAUUAGAGUGGACAAGACAACUCCCUUCAUGUGUCUCGACGUGAAUAAUAAGAAAUUAACUUAUUAUCCUUGUUCAUUCAAUCAAGGAAGUCAAUAUUUCCGAUACGAUUUUGAAACAAAACAAAUCAUAUGUGGAGGAAAGAGCAGAAAUCAAUGCGUCGAGAUAAACAAAAAAGAAAUGAAAGUUUUCGUCACAAAUUGUAACAAAGACUUAAUGACUCAAAAAUGGACAUGGGAUUUUAUGAACGAAACCAUGCUCAGAGAUUGGGGAAAUUAUGGACAUCCCAUUAUGGAUCCUGAAGAUUUGAAAGAAUUUACAUUAAGUUCUUAAAAAUAUGUUUUGUGAUGA
Clunio marinus is the source of this 2069-nucleotide messenger RNA. NCBI's taxonomy places the organism in Eukaryota, Metazoa, Arthropoda, Insecta, Diptera, Chironomidae. The record is from the annotation of a GenBank genome assembly.